AUGAGAGCACAUGCACUAUCUACGGUAGAAGGGUACAGUGGCUAUGGAGCUGAACAAGGUGAAAAAUUACUGAGAGCUAAAAUUGCUUCCACUUAUUAUUCAAAUGUUGGAAUAGAGGAAGAUGAUAUAUUUGUUUCGGAUGGUGCAAAAAGUGAUAUAUCACGCCUCCAGGUUCUUUUUGGCUCUGGUGUUACUAUGGCAGUGCAAGACCCUUCAUACCCGGCUUAUGUAGACUCUAGCGUCAUUAUGGGUCAGACUAGGCUGUACCAAGAGGGAUUUGGUUAUGGAAAAAUUGAGUACAUGAAGUGUACUCCCGAGAAUGGUUUCUUUCCGGAUUUAUCUACUGUGUCUCGAACUGAUGUCAUAUUUUUUUGUUCACCUAACAAUCCAACUGGUGCUGCUGCAACAAGGGAUCAACUGACUCGACUGGUGCAGUUUGCAAAGGACAAUGGUUCGAUUAUAGUCUAUGAUUCUGCGUAUGCAAUGUAUAUAUCUGAUGAUAAACCAAGGUCCAUCUUUGAAAUUCCUGGUGCAAAAGAGAUUUAUGCUCUUGUUCUUGAUAUCCUGAAGCCAUGUUUGUUGGCAAAAGGGUUGCCACUUGAUAUGGUUGCUAUUGAGGUUUCAUCAUUUUCCAAAUACGCUGGAUUUACAGGAGUCCGUUUAGGUUGGACAGUGAUUCCCAAGGAGCUUCACUUUUCGGAUGGGUUUCCAGUGGCCAAGGACUUCAAUCGCAUUGUUUGUACUUGCUUCAAUGGUGCAUCUAACAUUGCCCAAGCUGGAGGUCUGGCGUGUCUUUCACCAGAAGGCCUCCAGGCUAUGCAGGAAGUGGUUGGUUUCUAUAAAGAAAAUACCAAAAUCAUUGUCGAAACUUUCACUUCACUUGGUUUUAAUGUUUAUGGGGGGGAAAAUGCACCAUAUGUGUGGGUUCACUUUCCUGGCCAGAACUCAUGGGAUGUUUUCAGUGAAAUUCUUGCGAAGACUCAUGUUGUUACAACCCCUGGCAGUGGUUUUGGACCUGGCGGUGAAGGUUUUGUGAGGGUUAGUGCCUUUGGUCACAGGGCCAAUGUGUUGGAAGCAUGUAGAAGAUUCAAGGAGUUGUACAAGUGA
Messenger RNA from Thlaspi arvense, 1107 nucleotides. Lineage: Eukaryota; Viridiplantae; Streptophyta; Magnoliopsida; Brassicales; Brassicaceae. The record is from the annotation of a GenBank genome assembly.